Molecule: messenger RNA, 3726 nt
Organism: Camelus dromedarius (Arabian camel)
Lineage: Eukaryota; Metazoa; Chordata; Mammalia; Artiodactyla; Camelidae
Gene: SLC29A4
Product: solute carrier family 29 member 4
Exons: 11
Coding region: 171-1745 (524 amino acids)
Biological process (GO): nucleoside transmembrane transport
Cellular component (GO): plasma membrane
Molecular function (GO): monoamine transmembrane transporter activity; nucleoside transmembrane transporter activity
Source: RefSeq, a predicted model, not a curated record
GGAACCCGCGGAGGACGCCGGCCACGCCCGGCCCGAGGCGGGGUGCAGGGAGCUGGGCGCAGCGGGCCGGGGCGCGGGCGCCCAGGGGUCCUGGCGCGGGGGCGUUGGGCGCGGGCGGGACCGCGCGCGCAGAGGACCCCCGGGCCCGGCCCGGCCGAGCACGGGCUACCAUGGGCUCCGUGGGCAGCCAGCGCCUCCAGGAGCCCAGCGUGGCGGGCACACCUCACAGGAGCAUGGUGAUGAGCUUCAGCUUCGACAGUGGCCAGCUGGAGGAGGCGGUGACAGGGGCAGCUCAGACCCCGGGCAGUAGGGCCAGGGGCAUCCCAAUUUUCACAGACUCUGAGGAGCCGGUGCCCGAUGACCGCUACCACGCCAUCUACUUUGCGAUGCUGCUGGCUGGUGUGGGCUUCCUGCUGCCAUACAACAGUUUCAUCACCGACGUGGACUACCUGCACCACAAGUACCCAGGGACCUCCAUUGUGUUUGACAUGAGUCUCACCUACAUCUUGGUGGCCCUGGUGGCUGUGCUCCUGAACAACGCACUGGUGGAGAGACUGAGCCUGCACACCAGGAUCACUGCGGGCUACCUCUUAGCCUUGGGCCCCCUCCUCUUUAUCAGCGUCUGUGACGUGUGGCUGCAGCUCUUCUCUCGUGACCAGGCUUACGCCAUCAACCUGGCGGCGGUGGGCACCGUGGCCUUCGGCUGCACAGUGCAGCAAUCCAGCUUCUACGGGUACACGGGGAUGCUGCCCAAGAGGUACACGCAGGGGGUGAUGACGGGGGAGAGCACGGCGGGCGUGAUGGUCUCCCUGAGCCGCAUCCUCACCAAGCUGCUGCUGCCGGACGAGCGCGCCGGCACGCUCAUCUUCUUCCUGGUCUCCGUGGGCCUGGAGCUGCUCUGCUUCCUGCUGCACCUGCUGGUGCGGCGCAGCCGCUUCGUGCUCUACCACACGGCGCGGCCGCGCCCCAGCCGCCCGGGCUGCGGGGCCGGCUACCGCAUCCACCACGACGUCGGCACCGAGGACGUCCACUUUGAGCACCAAGGCCCAACCCUGUCCAACGGCGGGUCCCCAAAGGACAGCCCAGCCCAUGAAGUGACCAGCAGCGGGGGAGCCUACACGCGCUUCGAUGUGCCUCGGCCGAGAAUCCGGCGGAGCUGGCCCUCCUUCAGAGCCCUGCUGCUGCACCGCUACGUCGUGGCGCGCGUCAUCUGGGCCGACAUGCUGUCCAUCGCCGUGACCUACUUCAUCACGCUGUGCCUGUUCCCGGGUCUCGAGUCCGAGAUUCGCCACUGCAUCCUGGGCGAGUGGCUGCCCAUCCUCAUCAUGGCCGUGUUCAACCUCUCUGACUUCGUGGGCAAGAUCCUGGCAGCCCUGCCCAUGGACUGGCGGGGCACCCAUCUGCUGGCCUGCUCCUGCCUGCGCGUGGUUUUCAUCCCCCUCUUCAUCCUGUGCGUCUACCCCAGCGGGACGCCCGCCCUGCGCCACCCGGCCUGGCCCUGCGUCCUCUCCCUGCUCAUGGGCAUCAGCAACGGCUACUUCGGCAGUGUGCCCAUGAUUCUGGCCGCGGGCAAAGUGAGCCCCAGGCAGCGGGAGCUGGCAGGGAACACCAUGACCGUGUCCUACAUGACGGGGCUGACGCUGGGCUCGGCCGUGGCCUACUGCACCUACAGCCUCACCCGGGGCGCCCCCAGCAGCUGCCUCCACACCUCCACCACCAACGCCUCGGCCCCCGCCAGCCCCUGAGCCAGGCCCGCACCCUGCGCUGCCCAGGGAGGGCCGCCAGGCCCCCCCCCCAAAACCCCUGCCUGCAGUGCCUGCGGGGCCCCGCAUCCUCCCCGCCACCCUCUCUGGACCCAGCUGCCAUCACUCCAGCCCCAGGGUCCUGCCAAGUUCUUGGAGGCCUGGAUGGGUCGCGGCCACCAGGGUUCUGCCAGCACUGUGCCCUCUGUUCGUCUCACACCUGCCCCCCGCCCUCCGCCUGUGUCCGUGGUCCCAGCGCUAGCCAAGCCAGUGCUCUGUGGGGUCCCUCACUGCCGUCCUCACCGGGGAGAGCAGACCACCAGCCGGUGUCUCUUCCUGGGGACCCUCACCCGCGUCUACUUUGAGGGCCCCCUGCCCCGAUCACACGGUCUGCAGCACCUGACCCAGCCCCUCCCUUCACUGAGGACCCCACCCCACCCCACCCCACCGGCUUCCCCAUACUGCCCUGCUCUUAAACACUGCUUCUCCCAAACAAAAUGAGUUCGCUGUGAAGGAGCUGUAGUCCUGGGUCUGAAUGGUCUCAGAGCACGGCCUGUGCUGGCCUUUCUGCAACCCCAGCUUUGGUGCCGGCCUCCCCCAUGCCAGCACGCCCUAUGCACACUGGCACCCACCUAAUGCCUCAGGCCUGGAGGGCUCUGCCUGCCUGGGGACCCCCAUACACUUCUCUGGCUCCUCCCUGUCUGAUACAAUUUGGGGCCACAAAGCAGGGCCCACACCCUGCCAAAGUCAACUCUUGACCUCAGCCUUGAACCCUGUCCAGAUAGGCCCAGGAGUCCUUGGCAAGUAGGAAGGGACAGGGGUCCCUCCAGAGCUCCCGCUGACUCGGCGCCCUGAGCUGGGGGGAUUCUGGGAGCCUCCUGCCAAAGACGGGCCUCUCCAGGGGGAGGACACACGCCCUCCCACACCCCGGUACCGCUGUGACCACCCAGCCUCUCUGUGUCCUGUCCACCCGUCUGUCCACUAACUGUACCGCACUGGCCAUUAAAGAUGAAGGCAGAGCGACUGCCCCACCGCUGCCUCCAAGUAGUGUCCAUGCAGCCGUCUCAGGCACUGGGGUGGGAGGAGGGCCCCUGGCAGGACGGGGCCCACCUGCCUGGCUGGGACCCCAGACUUCCUUCCACACACCUGGCAGGCCAGGGACAGGUUUGUGUGGAUGGUGAGGGGGCCAGGAAGCAUUUGGGGUUUGAAGGAUACCUUGGUGCCCCUUUGAGCCUCAGGACGGUCAGGGAGGGUGGCUGCAUCCCACCCACCUGAAAGGGGGAAAAAGAGGGGAGGCAGCUUACCACCUGACCCCAGGGAUCAGAGCCAGAACCUAAGGCUGAGGGUUCUGGGAUGGAGUCCCAGCCCUAGUGCUGAUUUGUGUGAUUUGGACAAAUUCCCUCACUGUUGUGUCAGUUUCCCCAGGGAGCGGGGCUGGCCCACUCUUUGAUGUGGCUCCCUUGGAGGGCAGUAGGGGAGGAGGGAGACGGCUGUCUGAGGCUGGCAUCCUCCAAGAGGCCCCCCCACUCAGGACAGAGACCAGCUUGUUACCACGUGGGCCAAGACCGCGCGGGGCGAUGCCACACGAGCCGCCAGGUGGCGCCAGCGCGCCGCUCCUCCCGAGACUGCGGGGAUGGGGCGGGGGCAGACGGCCUCGUGAUUCAGUUUCUCUGAAACCAAAGGACCCGCAAAGCCCUUUUUCUGGCCAGACACUGAGCUAGCUGCCCUCCAUGAUCGCCACACUGCCGUGAAACAGCAAAGCCACGACAUCCGUGUCCUGUCCACGCCCAGUGCACUGGGUCGCAGGGCAUGUACCCCUGGGGUCAGGCUGGAGUGUCCUGGGCUGGGAGUUGGGGGUGACCAUGCCAGGACCUGGCUCACCCCCACCCCCACCCCCUGCCGCCUGGAGUGCCGUCCCUCUGUUUUGCACUGGCUCAGGGCCACUCAGACCAUCAGCCCCGUUGUCAGCUCUGGGUGUGGGCAU